GCCUCUGCUCAGUCGCUACCGAGCGGCGACGAGCAGCCACACGAAUGAUGCCUCUGUGCCUCCGACUCUGACUUCUGCCUCUGCAUAGCAUCUGAGCUCCGGAGUCGACCGGAGACGUAGUCUAAGCCCGAGUUUGCAGAACUGCUGCUUAACAUCAGUCUUUUCCGUCGCACGCUCGAUCGCACGUCGCACGUCGUCGUCGCCGCUGCUGCUGCUGCUCUUUGCCGCUCGCUGCCGUCGCUGUCUCUGUCGCGCAGUUGCGUCGCUUACGUAUUAUUGCCUGUGCCUGUCUGUGCUAACGUCUCAUCUCGUCUCGUCUCGUAGGACGGGAUAUUCGAUCGAUUUCUGUUACGGUUGCAACAAAAAUUUAAAUAGAGCAAAAAACCGAAAAUAGAGCACUCGAUAAGUGUCAGCCCAGGGGUGUGGCUAUCGGUCCGGCAGCCACACUAAAAGUAAAGCAAACAUCGGAGGGAAGUGCAGUGCCACACACGCACACACAAAGGCGUGGCCACACACUCACACAAAAAAGAAAAGCCCGCAAAGAAAGGAAAACAAAAAUCUAGAAACUAUCAAUCCAAAAAUCAAGUCAUAUCUAACCGGAAAACGGAAAUUUUGCCGACAUGUGAUAUAGAGUAUAGAGUACUUAAAACAAAAGCACACACACGCAUACAGUUGUGGUGUGUAUCUGUGUAGGAUGUACAAAUCUGAAACAUGCUUCACGCUUGCCCCCAAAGUUCUAAAAGUCAAGUGCAAUACAACAACAAAAACAAAAACGAAUACGACAUCUAACAACUCUAUACGGCGGCUCAAGUGACGUUUUAUUGGCGCAAGGUGAACACAAAUAAUAGCUCAAAAAUCCACACACAAAAUACAGAAAAAAUACAGAACAAAUAACAAAAUAAAUAGCAAAAAAAAGUACACACAAAAAACAAAUAAUAAAAGCUGAAAACGUAGGGAGAGUUCAAAAUAAUUUUCUAAAUGAUUUCCCUACUGAUUGUGCUGGGAAAAGUUUCACUUUAAAUUUGGAUUAACAUCUGAGUAAAAGUUCCAGCAGUCGCUCAAGAAGCCUUCAAACGCAGACAACCCCACGAUUAGCAUAAUGAUGAAUCAGGAUAAUCCAUAUGCGAUGAAUCAGACGUGCAAGGUGUGCGGAGAGCCGGCAGCUGGAUUCCACUUUGGUGCAUUCACCUGCGAGGGUUGCAAGUCCUUCUUUGGCCGCUCGUACAACAAUCUGUCAUCCAUUUCGGACUGCAAGAACAAUGGGGAGUGCAUCAUCAACAAGAAGAACCGCACCGCCUGCAAGGCCUGCCGCCUGAAGAAGUGCCUCAUGGUAGGGAUGUCCAAGAGCGGCUCCCGCUAUGGCCGUCGCUCCAACUGGUUCAAGAUCCACUGCCUGCUGCAGGAGCAGCAGCAGCAGGCGGUGGCCGCCAUGGCAGCACAUCACAACAGCCAACAGGCGGGCGGGGGUGGACAGAGUGGCGGUCCUGGUGGCAUGGGCGGCAUGCCGAACGGUGUGAAGGGCAUGUCCAGUCAGGGUUCAGCGGCUGCGGCUGCUGCUCUGGGCAUGCUCGGCCAUCCCGGCGGAUACCCGGGACUCUAUGCAGCCGCCGCAGCCGGUGGUGGGGGUCCCCGCACGAAGGAGGAGCUCAUGAUGCUGGGACUGGAGGCCAGCGGGGAUUACGGCAUGCUGAAGCAUCCCUCAGUGGUGGCCUCGCCGUCCGUCAGCUCUCCCGACUCCCACAACUCCGACAGCUCCGUGGAAGUGAGUGUUCGUGGCAAUCCGCUGCUCCAUUUGGGAUCCAAACCGAAUGCAGCGGGAGGUGGAGGUUCCUCCUCCACUCCCGGUGGGGAUGUCAGCCAAUCGUCGAGCACGGCGCCGGGCAGGCCGCCACAGUUGCAGCGCAAGGAUCUGCCACCGUUCCACCUGCCGCUGUCCUUUCCCGGUCUUGGCUCGAUGUCUGUGAUGCCGCCGCCCGCCUUUCUGCCGCCCUCGCAUCUCCUCUUCCCCGGCUACCAUCCCGCCCUCUAUCAGCAUCAUCAGGGUCUGCUGAAGCCCACGCCCGAGCAGCAGCAACAGCAUGCCGCCGUGGCAGCAGCCGCCGUUCAGCAUCUCUUUAAUUCGAGCAGCGCCGCGAGUCAGCGUGGAUUUGCGCCGACAGCGUCGUCCUCACCGUUUGGCAAUCAUCAUCCGCUGCACCACAAGGGGGAGGAGGAGGCGCCACUGGGACACCCGCACAACCACAGCAACAGCCAGAAUCAGAGCCAGCACCAGCACCAGCACCACAUCUUGGCCAAUGGCGGUAAGGGAGUGUCGGCAGCGGCGGAUGAGUUGACAAAACGCUUCUAUCUGGAUGCCGUUCUCAAGUCGCAGCAGCAUGGAAGUCCCCCGCCCAUGGCCACGAAGCUGGCGCCACUGCAGCACAGCAAACAGGACUAUUCCAUAUCCGCUUUGGUCACUCCCAACUCGGAGAGCGGCGGCAGCCACUCGAGGGUCAAGAGCAGGCAAAGCAAUGGGGGACAGGAGGAAGAGGAGGAGGAUAUAGCGAGGGAGGAUGCUAGUGAUAAAGAGGAGUUGGUCGAUGAAACAGAUGGGGAGGAGAACGGUGAAGAUGAAGAGGAUCUGGUGGUGUCCAUGACGCCGCCGCAUUCACCAGCGCAGCAACAGCAGCAGCAGGAUGAGCCGCAGGAAGACAAGGAACUGGAACCACCGCCCUCUGUGGCUCAGGAUAAUCCCAUUGAUUUGAGUAUGAAGACCACGGGCAGUUCCUUGAGCAGCAAAUCCAGUUGCCAGGACAUAGAUGUAGAGCCCCCUGAGAUGGCUUCCUCGAACGAAGUGGAGCCGCCAGAGUUACCCAGCGAUCAAUCGAAGAGAAUUGAAGAUGAGGAGGUGGAUGCCGAAGAGGAUGUGAAAGUGACAGCAGAAGAAGAGGAGGAGGAGGAGGAGAUUGUUGAUGCAAAAGAGGAGCAGCAAAAACAAACCCACAACAACAAUAACAACAACAACAGUAUCAGCAGUAACAACAACAACAGCAAUAAAAACAACAAUAAUAAUAACAUAAGUAUAAAUAGUUUAAGUGAUAAUGAGGCCAGUGAUACAAUCAAACGGAAACUGGACGAACUCAUCGAAGAGGCAUCCGGCGGCAAGCGUUUGCGUCUAUCGGAGGCGUCAACCGUCAAGGCUUUGGCUUUGGAUCUAACCACAAAGGUGUAGGGGCAAUCAAUCAACCAAUCAAUCAAUCGUUCAAUCAAGGGCUUAAAGAUUCUCUAAACAAAAUGGCUAAACCUAAUCUUUGCGCGCCUAAAAAAUACAAGUUCGUGCCGUUUGAGAGACGUUUUCUUUUGAGAUGUUAUCACAUCGUUUAAAACAACUAACCAAAUUGCCAAAAUAUGCAAACGGCAGGCGGGACACACAGACAAUCCGCACAUGUAUAUAUUUGCAUACGUAUAAACGGGCAAAAACAACAAAGAAAAGAAUGUACAACACACGUUUGAUAAUUUUAUUCAGAGUUUGAAAUUAUAAACAAAUUUUUCGGUAUAGAAUAAAUU
Molecule: messenger RNA, 3546 nt
Organism: Drosophila subobscura
Lineage: Eukaryota; Metazoa; Arthropoda; Insecta; Diptera; Drosophilidae
Product: knirps-related protein
Biological process (GO): regulation of DNA-templated transcription
Molecular function (GO): DNA-binding transcription factor activity; zinc ion binding; sequence-specific DNA binding
Source: RefSeq, a predicted model, not a curated record